This is a messenger RNA of Acytostelium subglobosum LB1, 447 nucleotides long. RefSeq lists its product as hypothetical. The record is from RefSeq and is a predicted model, not a curated record. Gene Ontology annotation, cellular component: nucleus; cytoplasm. The transcript is spliced from 2 exons. Gene Ontology annotation, biological process: protein import into nucleus. The coding region runs from base 1 to 447 and encodes 148 amino acids. NCBI's taxonomy places the organism in Eukaryota, Evosea, Eumycetozoa, Acytosteliales, Acytosteliaceae.
AUGAGAUCGACCGAGGCCUUGAUCAGUCCUGCCAAGUCACCAAAUGUCACUGGAUGUGCUACUAGAACAUCAUGCUCAGACUGCACAAGUGACACUGAUUGUGUCUGGUGUCACAGUGCCGCCAAGUGUACCUCUGGCUCAUUCUACGGCUCCAACCCAUUGGACACCUGUCGCGAUUUCAUGUGGAUGCAGUGCAACAUGAAGGGUAUCUACACUCUUUUGAUCUCUGCCGGUAUCCUGUUGGUGAUCAUCUUGUUCUUCAUUGCUCUGAUAUGCUGCUGCUGCCGUCGUCGCAAGACCGUCAUCUACAACAACACCUACACCAUCCAGGAUGAUGAGGCCAAGAACCUCAUCUCUUCGACGCCUGUCACCGAUCAGCGUCGCGAGCAGAUGAGAAUGAAGUAUGGAGUUGGUUCAUACCAGAACAGCAGCUCGUCCUGGAACUAA